This is a messenger RNA of Hymenoscyphus albidus, 934 nucleotides long. Lineage: Eukaryota; Fungi; Ascomycota; Leotiomycetes; Helotiales; Helotiaceae. The record is from the annotation of a GenBank genome assembly.
UCUCAACCUCUUUGAUCAUUUCCCCAAUUCACUGGCAGUUUCCGAGGCCACGUGAGCAACGGUGAACAGUCACUUAUCUAGAAGUACCCAAGCCCCCCCGCCUAGCUCGGCUACUUUAGGUACCCAGUCCAGCGCAAGCAGUCAAAGGGAUCUCCCUCCUUCUCCACCACCACCAUCAUCAUCCAUCAAUACACCUUCAACCUCCAAACCAACUCAACACCAGAAUACCACCGUCACCACUCCUACCACUACCCCCGAAUCCUUCGUCAACACCAGUCAAGAUGCGAUCCAAGUUUAAGGACGAACACCCUUUCGAGAAGCGCAAGGCUGAGGCCGAACGCAUCGUAAGUACUCCCGCAGCUUCCCCCCCACGAUAACCCCAUCCCCAUCACAUCUUCACGACAACUAACUUCGCCUUUCGACAUCACAGCGCCAAAAGUACUCCGAUCGCAUCCCGGUCAUCUGCGAGAAGGUCGAGAAGUCAGACAUCGCGACCAUCGACAAAAAGAAGUACCUCGUCCCCGCUGAUCUCACCGUCGGCCAGUUCGUCUACGUGAUCCGCAAGCGCAUCAAGUUGUCGCCCGAGAAAGCCAUCUUCAUCUUCGUCGACGAGGUCCUGCCACCUACCGCCGCUCUGAUGUCAAGUAUCUACGAGGAACAUAAAGACGAGGACGGGUGAGUCUCCUUUUCCCUUUCUCUCCCUUCCCCAGAAAUGACGACGCCUUCGGAAUGGCGGUGGCGGGGUAUACAAGGGGAAGCUGUAACAAGCCAACAAAUCAUGGGAACAUCAAAAUAGCUGACCAACAUUUUUUCAUCACAACAGAUUCCUUUAUAUUUCCUACUCUGGCGAGAACACUUUCGGAUCAUUCGAGACUUCGUAAAUCACUCCUUCUCGGAUAACAUAAAUCCCUUUGCGAACGUUCUCUUCCCCGGC